AUGUCUAUAAAAUCUGCGCAGAGCCAGGGGGCAGCUGGUGGUGGAGAUGUCCAGCAAGAGAAAUACGAGACAGACUGUGAGCAGCUCUCGGGUCAAGAGCAGCGUGAAAAGGAUGGGAGUGGGUCUUCCGAUCCUUACUACAGCGAGAUGGAUAUCGAGAAGCUGGGAAGAGCCCGCCCCGACGUGUUUAACAAUGCGUGGUCAGAGAUUGCCUUCUGUUUCUCGAUUGUCAUGUCGCAAGUUCUGUCGGAAUAUUUUAUAUCUGGAUUCAACGUGAUUAUACCCACGCUGGUGAAGGAGUUUGAUAUCCCUGAUGCGAUGGCCGUUUGGCCCGCCAGUGCAUUUUCGCUGGUGAUUGCCUCCGUCUUGCUGUUCUUUGGCCGGCUCGGUGACAUGAUCGGCGGCUUCCCCGUUUAUGUUGGGGGAAUGGCAUGGCUGGGCAUCUGGUCCCUCAUCGCUGGAUUUUCGAAAAACAGAUUGAUGCUCAUCAUCUGUCGAGCGUUGCAAGGAUUGGGGCCGGCCGCCUAUCUCCCAACGAGCCUAAUGCUUCUGGCUAAUGUCUACCGACCCGGACCCCGGAAGAAUCUCGUGUUUAGCAUAUACGGGACAUGUGCGGUUAUUGGAUUCUUCGCCGGCAUCUUUUUCUCGGGGCUCAGUGCUCAGUACCUGAAUUGGUCGUGGUAUUUCUGGAUCGGAGCCAUUCUCGUUGCGAUCACCACGACGACAUCGUAUAUCUUUAUUCCGUCGGACUCUGAACAGAGGAGGAAGCAAAGGGUCAAGAUGGACUAUUGGGGCGCGGCCCUCAUCGUCCCUGGUCUGGUCUUGAUUGUCUUCGCCAUUACCGACAGUGCACAUGCCGCUAAUGGCUGGAAAACGCCGUAUAUCUGCGUCUGUUUCAUUCUCGGAUGGCUGUUUUUAGGAGCGGCGUUUUACGUGGAGGGCUGGGUUGCGGAACAUCCUCUGCUGCCGUUUGACCUGUUUGCGGUGCCGCACAUGAAAUCUCUGGUCAUUGCGCUUCUAUUUUUUUACGGAUCGUUUGGUGUGUUCUUGCUGUACGGAACAUUAUACAUGGUCCAUAUAAUGGGAGCAAGCCCCAUGCAGGUCGUUGCCUGGUGCACCCCCAUGGUCGUUGGCGGGUUUAUCUUCCCCAUGGCCGUCGGAAUCUUCCUUCACCUAAUAUCCGGCAAUAUCUUACUCGGAAUCUCUGCGCUCGUAUGGAUGGGUUCCGGCCUCUUAUUCGCGUUGAUGCCAGAGGGCGCUUCAUACUGGGCCUUUGUGUUUCCGGCGAUGAUAUGCGCGACCAUGGGGAUCGACAUCAUCUUCAACAUCACGAACAUCUUCAUCACGACGAAGCAACCCAGCGAGCGCCAGGGCCUCGCGGGCGCGCUGAUCAACUCCGUGCUGCAUCUUAGCAUUGCGUUCUUCCUUGGAUUCGGCGACAUCGCGCAGGUGGAGACGGAGCAUCUGGGGCGGAAGCAGAGCUACCAGGUCGCAUUUUGGUACCAGGUUGGGUGCUCUGUGGUUGCGUUUUUGAUCAUGGUGCUCAGGGUGCGUGUUACGCGGGCGAAGAGCGAGUUGACUGUUGACGAGCUGCGGCAAUUGGAGCAGCAGCAGCAGCAGCAGCAGCAAAGUUCAUAA
Messenger RNA from Coccidioides posadasii C735 delta SOWgp, 1638 nucleotides. RefSeq lists its product as uncharacterized. The record is from RefSeq and is a predicted model, not a curated record. Gene Ontology annotation, biological process: transmembrane transport. Lineage: Eukaryota; Fungi; Ascomycota; Eurotiomycetes; Onygenales; Onygenaceae. Gene Ontology annotation, cellular component: membrane. Gene Ontology annotation, molecular function: transmembrane transporter activity.